Dissoconium aciculare CBS 342.82 is the source of this 875-nucleotide messenger RNA. RefSeq lists its product as uncharacterized. Lineage: Eukaryota; Fungi; Ascomycota; Dothideomycetes; Mycosphaerellales; Dissoconiaceae. Bases 159 to 659 code for a protein of 166 amino acids. Gene Ontology annotation, molecular function: protein binding. The transcript is spliced from 2 exons. The record is from RefSeq and is a predicted model, not a curated record.
CGCGGAUCUGGGGUACACGGCAGUGACGGCCUUUACCAGUACGAGACGUACAUGCGAAUAUAUGUCGGGCAAUCUUAAAACGCUUGACGAAGAUGAACUGGCCGAGCAGAUGAUUCCAGCAAACGGCCGUUCACGUUCUAACACGGCGAAACGUCAUGAUGUCGGUGCCAUCUCGACUUCCUGUCGAGCUGUGGCUGCAAAUCUUCGAGCACGUCGAACCUUCCGAUCUAUGGCUUUCAGUCCGACGUGUCAACCGGACGUUUCGGAUGUGUGCUGAAGACAUCGCAAAGGCUCACAUAAUCCACCGAAUAUCGCUGAGCAUGAAUCUUAGUCUCGGAUCAGGAACUCAUCAUCGAUGGUAUGACGUUCGUGGUAGCGUCAGAUUAGCUUUCAAAGCAAUAUCACAGCAAAAUCCUCAAUAUGCAGAGUUCGAGAUUACUGCCUUUCUACCUGUAGGCUUCUCGCAAAGCGCAGAGGAGAAAUGGAACCGGAUGUGUGCCAAAGAUACCGGUGGAGACACUCCCUGGAACGUAAAAUUGGAUGGCGGGAGCCCAAUCGCUAUGCUCCUGCCAGACAGUACGAUCUCUCGAGAGCAAGGCUUGUGCUGUAACUGGAAGUCGAUGUUGUCCGGCUACUUGGCAAGGCUCAGAAGCUCUUGAAACAGAAGCGUGAACGCCAUCAGCACACGUGAAGCCGAAAUGGCAGCAUUUGGAACAUCACGCCUACUUGCACAAAGCCCCACCUCCUCAUUGGAUGAGUGUCUUUAUCAAGUCUUCGCAGUAGCUUUGAGCUCUAUCAGCAUGCCAUGUUCUCCAUCUCAUACGCUCGUGAAGCAUUGACAGCUGGCUCUACGCGGUGCUCUCAGGGAGCUUGGC